GGGCAUUCUGUCGCGCCACUGCUGACCAAGUUUCUGGUCAGGAAUGUUUCGUCGAUCCGCGCUGCGUCCAGGCCACUUAGUCUGUGAUGCUUUGUCAUGCGCGUCUCACGUGCAGACGCCGUGGCGUACCCGUCGGGCUAUCGACACGGGUCCGUGCAGUCUUUUGUGCGGGGUCAUGGGCGUUUGUACUUGCGGAUGCUUCGCGUCGUCUCCUAGGUGCGACAGCUUUCGGCCUUACAACCCCUGCAUACCUUGACGGACACCGAUGGUGUCAAUCUUCCCGCCCUCGCGAAGUUCACGAGUUCCUUCGAGAGCAUACUCAAUUAUUAAAAGAGGAAGUGGAGCUCUUUGCUCGCUCCCAACGGCGUGGGAUGUCGAAGGUGCCCCAUCGCUCACAGUCGGCUUGGAAGACAUGCGGGUAUUUGGGCAGAGUGAGACUCGUAGUCUUUGAAAGAGCAAAUGGUAGCAGUGACGCGAAGUUGGCCCCAUCGUAUACCUCGCCAUCACGGGAGAGUCUUGACGGCGGAGGAUUUGAGAGGAGCUGAGCGGCGAGAAUUCCAACGAAACAGUCAGUAAGCGCAGUGAGAGCUGGACGAGAUCAACUUCGAGCGGUGGACUCCAGUUGGAGCGUGAUCCUUGCUCCCAGAUAGCAUCCAUUCGACCCAGAGUGGCGGAGGUGGCCCCUGC
Cutaneotrichosporon oleaginosum is the source of this 687-nucleotide messenger RNA. RefSeq lists its product as uncharacterized. NCBI's taxonomy places the organism in Eukaryota, Fungi, Basidiomycota, Tremellomycetes, Trichosporonales, Trichosporonaceae. The record is from RefSeq and is a predicted model, not a curated record.